AUGAGGAGAGCUUUACACAUGGAUUCUAUGGCAUCUAUGGCACUUACCCAACGCGGCUCAUCCUCUGAGGCUCUAGUAUCGAUGGGCCGGGGCGACGCCUUUGUGGAAAGUGCAACUAACGGGAGGGGCCAGCGAAGGGGGCCUCCAGGUGUGCAAUGGAAUGAGACGAGAGACCGCCAAUAUGCCCGUAUGUAUUCAGUUUGCAACAUUCAUACUGACGAUUUGCCUCUUUUCUUGAAGGAUGAUGGAUUUGACUUCAGAAAGCGAAUCGCCCAAGAAAAAGCCGCCUCGAAUCUCGGCCCUCGACCGAACGAGCUACGACCGGAUGCAAAGGAGGAUGCGAAGGGGGUGGACAAAAGGAUGGAACAAGCAUAUAGGGUGAAGAAGUACUUGCAGCAUCGGAGAGAGGGAAAUCGACACAAGCAGUCCGCUCCCUUGGAUAUGUCAGCUACCGAUAUGGAGAAGCUCAAUAUGGCAUACGAGAUGGAAAACGAACUUUCUGCCGGGAAAUUAAGCACCGCAAACAUGGCGUCAUUCCAAUUUCGCCGCGACUUCGAGAACUUCACACAAGACCCGACAAGCUUGGCUAAAGUGCAGAAUCUUCAAAAGAAUCUGAGCGAAGCGCAAUGCCCCCGGCGGUACUCCAUUGGGUUUCUGAACAAGGCGAUUUACACGAAAGAGAGGCUCUCAUUGGCCUCAGUGCCCAGCCAUAGCUCCGAGACUUGCUCUUCAGCUUCAAAGCGCACUUCCUUGGCAUCGGACUUCUCAUCAGCCACUGCGCGUACAAUUCGCCGGCGGACCAGGAGAUCAAGACAGGCAACACAAACAAGGGACAACCCCCCAAAUGUGCCUCUUGUGAAAAGUGACAAUACGAACGAGGGACACAUUCCAUAUGGGCUGGUACAAGGGUUCCCUCAUGUCGAUGGAUGCGUUCUGGACCCUUCCAUUCGUGAAAAGAAACUACCAUUGUGCUGUUUGCACCGGUGUCGUGGAGAUCCCAGAGUGGUCAAAUGCGAUUACUGCUUGGAUGAACUUCCCAAAUCUCAUAGAUUUGUCAGGGACAUUAUUAGGAAGUCGCGUGAGGGUGAAGAUGUUAUAUACAUCUAUGCGGGAAAGCCGGUUUCUUUCGAUUUCCAUGAAGUUGAUGGUUUCGGUGACACCGUCCUUCACCUGGCUGCAUCUCUAGGUGCCGGCUGCAUGAUUUUGAGUUGGCUCCUCAGUCUGAAAGUUGAUGUGCAUGCUCGAAAUGGCGCUGGGCAAACUUUCAUGCAUGUUUUGAACCCAGCAUCUCUGGCAGCGCAUUACAAUCACUCUGCUGAACGUGUCGGGGAUGAUGGGGUUCGGAGGCUUUUUCAUCAUUUGCGGGCCAUGGAUUUCGAUUACAACCUGCAGGACGACUUCGGCCAAACUCCUAUGCACGCCUUGACCCAGCACUGGCUAAACAUACACCUCAUAAAGCUCCUCUUCCACCACUGUCUGCCGUCUGGGCCAACGUUACUUAGAAGGGAUUUCCAGGGUCGAACGGUCGAAGAGCGCAUCAAAGUCCAAGCACUCGUGGACCACAAUGGCUUCCCAGAUCAGCAUCGAGCGAAUGUUAUCAAUGCUUUGCUCCAACAGAUCCAGAUUGUGUGCGAUGGAGAGUUCACUACUCCAAGGCACCAAAUCUAUUACGAGAAAAGUACUCUCCCUCCAACAUCAGUUCUCCAGGACUAUCCCCAGAAUGGGAGACCAACACGAUACCAGAAAAUGAGGGAAACAAUCACCAGAGCUCUUUCUGGAUUCCCAGAGCUCGAGUAUCGUGGCCGCAAUGCCCUUCACUGUCUGGCAGAAUCUUGUAGCAGUCUAAAAAUUGGCACGGAAAAUCCAGGCGCUCCUGGCAAACGCAAACGUCAAGAACAAUUGAGGCUCCGCCAUGACUAUAUCAUUGAUCAAGUCGACAAGUUACUUAAUGCAGGAGUAAGCCCAGAUGACUAUGAUGCGAAUGGAAACACUCCAUUGAUGGCGUUCAUCCGCAACGAUCUAUCACCCGAACCUGAACGACAAAUCACUUCUGAUGUCUUGAGAAAUCUCAUUAAAGCAGGUGCAAAUGUCCAUCGUCGCAAUAACAAGGGGGAGACAGCUCUACACCUCGCAAUGCGAUUUGGACGUCCAUCCGCUGUAGAUAUCUUGCUUAGUAACCUUGCUAACGUCCACGCACGGGCGAGAAGGGGUGAGGGAAUCUGUGAAGUUGCAAGCAAGUGGGCUCUCCGAGAGAAGAAAGAUGGGGCUCGCUAUCAUAGAAUACUCAUUUGCAUGGACAUUGCUGGGAGAUAUUCUGCUGUUCUGGGGCCAAGGCGGGAAGAGGAAUGGGACCAACAAAGAUAUUGUGCCAGCUCAUCUUGUGAAGAGGUUGAUUAGAGAAAGAUAAAAUGACCACCAUGCUAUUCAG
Hyaloscypha bicolor E is the source of this 2428-nucleotide messenger RNA. RefSeq names its product ankyrin. The record is from RefSeq and is a predicted model, not a curated record. The transcript is spliced from 2 exons. Lineage: Eukaryota; Fungi; Ascomycota; Leotiomycetes; Helotiales; Hyaloscyphaceae. The coding region runs from base 1 to 2397 and encodes 798 amino acids. Gene Ontology annotation, molecular function: protein binding.